AUAUAGCAACGUUCAAAAAGUCCAAACUUUCCAGAAACAGCGAAGAGGCGGAGAGCCCGAGCUUUUACACCCCUCCUUCUGCCCGCACUCCUCCUCCCUCGCUUUCUGAUUUACUUUCUUCCUCUUCGAUCCGCCUGAAAUCUGCAGCGGCAAGCGCAGGACCAACGGUAUGGCAGACAGCGGGUCUGUGCGGGAGGACUCAAGGAUCGUGAUUGAAGAUGAUUGGCCGGGAUACAGCUUAGACCUGUUUACUUACCCAGAACACUACUGUGAAGAUAUAGAAAGUGUCUAUAUCCCACACGGAAUCAUCAUGGACCGGACCGAACGGCUAGCCAGGAACAUCAUGGAUGACCUGGGGGACCAUGACAUUGUGGUGCUGUGUGUGUUGAAGGGGGGUUACAAGUUCUGUGCCGACCUGGUAGAGUUCAUCAAGGGCCUGAGCCGCAACUCCAGCAAAUCCCUCCUCAUGAGAGUGGACUUCAUCAGGCUAAAGAGCUACUUAAAUGACCAGUCCACAGAAGAUCUCCAUAUCCUUGGAGGAGAGGACCUGUCUGUUCUCAGCGGGAAGAACGUCUUGAUUGUAGAGGCCAUAGUUGACACUGGAAAGACAAUGAAGGCUCUUCUGGAGCAUGUGGAGACCUUCGGGCCCAAGAUGGUUAAGGUUGCUGGUUUAUUGGUGAAGCGGGUGCCAAAUGGACUAGGGACCCCCCCAGACUAUGUUGGAUUUGAAAUCCCAAAUCGUUUUGUUGUUGGUUACGCUCUGGACUACAACGAGUACUUCCGAGACCUCAAUCACAUUUGUGUCAUCAGCGAGGCGGCAAAAAUAAAAUACAAAGUCUGAAGAGUAAGACCGAUGGCCUGCUGCGCGUGGACAAGGGAGGGCCCCAUACGUCUCCAUCGAUACGGCGAGACUGUAAGAACCGGCCCCCGCUGGGCCAGCUGAGCUGCUUUACACUUAGAGAACCUCCUGGAACAUGGGCUGCUGCCUUCCUGGGUCAAAGCAGGAAGCACUGCAUGUAAUCUGAUUCACGAUUGGUCGAUAUCUGCCAGUAGAAAAUUAAUAAAUGCUCACUAACUUCGUGCCCUUCCCAGCUGUGUCGGAUGUUUAAUGUAAUAAACUGCUGUUCCUGCUCUCAUA
Messenger RNA from Brienomyrus brachyistius, 1138 nucleotides. RefSeq names its product phosphoribosyl transferase domain containing 1a (gene prtfdc1a). The transcript is spliced from 9 exons. Gene Ontology annotation, biological process: IMP salvage; GMP salvage; purine ribonucleoside salvage. Gene Ontology annotation, molecular function: magnesium ion binding; hypoxanthine phosphoribosyltransferase activity. Bases 170 to 841 code for a protein of 223 amino acids. Lineage: Eukaryota; Metazoa; Chordata; Actinopteri; Osteoglossiformes; Mormyridae. The record is from RefSeq and is a predicted model, not a curated record.